AUGGAAUCGGAUACAUCUGUCGCUAAAUCGGCGCCCGUCAUGAGCAGACGUGAUCCCAGCCCUGACUCCUUAAGAUCGGAGAUUGAAUAUCUCUAUCUCGAAUUAGAGACCCCGCUACCUACUCCAUGCAUUACAUUACCUCCAGCUGCGGGUCAAACUGCACCACCUGAAGCUCCAAGCUUGGAAAAGUAUACUUCGCCAUUUCUGUGGCCGAAAUGGCCGCUGGCUGGUUACUCUGCUGGUGAGGUUAGUCCAGCAUCCGAGGAAUUGACUAAAGAAUGGGGGAUUAGUGCUGUGGUUUAUAAUCUCAGUAUUACAAUCUUUUGUAUUGGAUUUGCCCUGGCACCUAUGAUUCUUGCCCCAUUCUCCGAGAUUAAUGGUCGUCGACCCAUUUUUGUUGUUAGUGGUGUUGUUUUUGUUGCUUGUUUGAUUGCAUGUGGUGGAACUCACUCUUUCGCUGGAUUGUUGGUCGCUCGGUUCUUCCAGGGGUGUAGUUCUUCGACGUUCUCGACUAUGGUCGGUGGUGUCAUUAGUGACAUUUUCCACUCACAUGACCGAAACACUCCCAUGGCGCUCUUCUCUGGCGCUGCUUUGUUUGGAACAGGUCUGGCACCCAUUUUAUCAGGUGCAAUCGUCACACAUACCACCUGGCGCUGGAUCUACUACUCGCAUGCUAUCGUGUCCAGUGUCUUCGUGGUUAUCAUCUACUUCUUCUUCAACGAGACCCGCGGAAGCGUCCUACUAAGCCGCAAGGCCAGUGCCCUGAACAAAUACUACGAGAAACUCGAACAAGCCGGACAUUUCGGUGUCAUCACAUUCUCCGAAGAUCAGCCCGAAGGAAAAACCAUCCGCCGGAUUCGAUGGAAAGUUGAAAGCGACGAACAGCGCGCUUCAUUGUUGACUGCCGUUCAAAUCUCAGUAUCUCGACCUUUCCACAUGCUCUUCACCGAGCCCGUGGUAUUCUUCUUCUCUCUCUGGGUAUCAUUUAGCUGGGCCACUCUCUACCUCCAAUUCAGCUCCAUCCCACUCGUCUUCCGCACAAACCACCACUUCAACGUCGAACAAACCGGCGCCGUCUUUACCUCUCUAUGCGUCGGUGUCAUAAUAAUCACUCUAAUAAGUAUCUACCACGAUAAAAUCGGCAGCAUAAUCAGCGGAAAAAUACCCCAAACUGCUGAAGGCCGUCUCUACUUUGUCUGCAUCGAAUCCAUCCUCCUUCCCAUCGGCCUCUUCUGGUUUGGUUGGACCUCUUAUCCAUCUGUGCCUUGGAUCGUACCGACCAUCGCCGUCGGCUGUGCGGGAAUGGGUAUCUUUUCCAUUUACCUUGCGACUUUCAACUACCUAGCGGAUACGUACCACCGGUACGCCAGUUCGGCAAUUGCGGCGCAGUCAUGCUGUCGGAACUUGCUUGGUGGUAUCUUCCCGUUGGUUACGAGUGCCAUGUUUACGAAUCUGGGAUAUCCCGAGGCUUCAAGUCUUUUGGGUGGAAUUGGACUUGUUCUUACUCUUGUGCCUUGGAUAUUGGCUUUCUAUGGGCCCAGGAUUCGGGCGCGUAGUAAGAUGGCUAGUGAACUGAACAAGUGA
Molecule: messenger RNA, 1584 nt
Organism: Penicillium odoratum
Lineage: Eukaryota; Fungi; Ascomycota; Eurotiomycetes; Eurotiales; Aspergillaceae
Product: MFS transporter
Exons: 9
Coding region: 1-1584 (527 amino acids)
Biological process (GO): transmembrane transport
Molecular function (GO): transmembrane transporter activity
Source: RefSeq, a predicted model, not a curated record